Molecule: messenger RNA, 1787 nt
Organism: Salmo salar (Atlantic salmon)
Lineage: Eukaryota; Metazoa; Chordata; Actinopteri; Salmoniformes; Salmonidae
Source: RefSeq, a predicted model, not a curated record
ACCAAGCAAAGUACAACAGGAAACCGUAGACUAGAGUUACGUACCUACUGACUCUGGAUUUGCAAUCCUUGUUUUUCGUGUAUUUUCACAGUUUCACUUGACAGAGGAGCACCAGUUUCUACUGCUCUCCGGUUUGUGUGGUCUCCUGCUGAGUGAGACAGAAUGAAGUUGGCAGUUGUUCUGCUGGCACUCACGCUGGCCUCUGCGUUUGCUGCUGAGGAGUCGUGUGUGGGUCGCUGUCACAGCUUCAACCCCAUGUCCAAGUGCCAGUGUGACUCCAUGUGUCGCUACUACAGCAGCUGCUGCAUGGACUUCAACAGUGCCUGCCCUAGGAAGAGUGCCCGCGGUGACACAUUUGAUGCCCCAGAGGACGAUGUAGUGAACACCCCCAUUACAGCAGUUAACACCAACCCUGGGACCAUGGUUGACCCAGAGACCACAAACAUUCCCCCAGUUAUGAACACAACUGCUGUCCCCACCACCACCCUGGCCCCGACCACCACCAUCCACACCCCCACCCCCCCCCCUGACCCCGAGGCAGUGCCCUGCAGCGGGAAGCCCUUCGACGCCUUUCUCCAGCUCAAGAACGGAUCCAUCUAUGCCUUCAGAGGUGAUUAUUUCUUCGAGCUCGAUGAGAGGGCGGUUGUCCCCGGUUACCCCAAACUGAUCUACGACAAGUGGGGGAUCAGAGGACCUAUAGAUGCUGCCUUUACUCGCAUCAACUGCCAGGGCAAGACCUACAUCUUCAAGGGAAAUAAGUAUUGGCGUUUUGAGGACGAUGUUCUGGAUGCCGAUUACCCUCGGGACAUCUCUGUAGGGUUUGAGAAGGUUCCAACUGACGUCGACGCUGCCUUCGCCAUACCAGCACCCGGUCACCAUGGCAAAGAGAAGGUCUACUUCUUCAAAGGGGACCAGUACUACCAGUAUGAGUUUAAGCACCAGCCGUCUCACGAAGAGUGUGUGCGCUUGACUAAGUCUUCCCCCUCUGUGCUCUUCACGCACUACACCAACCUGUACUGUGACGAUACCUGGGAGAACCUAUUCACCAUGCUUUUCCAAGGCCUGCAGGGCCACAAAAAGGGCCCACGGUUCAUCAAUAAAGACUGGGUGGGGAUCAAGUCCCCCAUAGACGCUGCCAUGGUGGGCCGUCUUUACAUCAGCCCUAAACCCACUCCCUCCCCAUCCCCCACCCCCAGGAGACGAGCCAAUAGGUGGAGGAAGGACAGGAGGCGGGGUCAGAGAGGCAGGGCCAGACAGAGUCGCUCAGCGUACUUUGAGGAUUUCUUUUUAGAUGACCACGACUGGAUGAUAGGAGGCUUCACCUAUGACUCUGACUACAGUGACUAUACCCCCACACACACUACACACGACAAGACAAUGCCUGUACAGAACGUCUACUUCUUCAAGAAAGAUAAAUACUACAGGGUGGAUCUCCAGACCAAACACAUCGACUUUGCCAGCCCUCCCUACCCACGAUCCAUUGCCAAGUACUGGCUGGGCUGCAAACAGGAGUCUGGCCCGUACAGAGAAGAGAUAGACAGACAUUACGAGCCAAUGGCAGAGAAGAGAUGAAAAGCGAUAGACAAUACAAGCUGAUGAUGACUUUCAUUACGAAGUUACAUAAGUUCAAUAUAGAUGAUCUAAUCAUAAUGGUAGCGCACAAUGAAAAACAUACUAUAGUAGUUAUUCUUGCAUUGUUUGUAUUGACUAAAGAUAGUCAACCUGAUACAUCAGUCUACACUGUAUAUUUAGGUUGACAUGAUUAAAUAAAAUAUUCAUGAUUUGUA